AUUUAUCUUUUGGUACUAAAUCUAUGACAUUUAGGGAAUAUGCCGUGGUUAGGAGUGGGACUGUGGUGCAAUGGCUGUCCACCGCUAGGCUGCGAAGACGACGAGGCGAUAAUCCAUGGUUACUGCUGUGGAUGUGCUUAUGGCUUGGUUCAAUAUAUAUUUUUUACAGAUAAGUUACCAGUUAUAUGUCCAGAAUUCCUUCAGUGUCCGUUGAACUUACAUGGGCUGUGUCAUGACUACGAAUAUAUGAUGAGGUGUUGUUGUUAAGUGUUUCGAAAAAAUAUUAACGCUAUUGCUAGUGUUGAGCGUCAAGUGUGGGACACUCGCGCCCGCUAAUUUUACUCUUGCUGGCCCUUAAAUUAUUGACACGUGCUUUAAAUAACACAUAUCGAAACAAUUGCGAAAAAUACGAAAGCGUCUUUGUUUAUUUGCUUCGAUUUCAAGUCUUAACUACUUAAUUGAUCAUCAU
This is a messenger RNA of Vanessa tameamea, 469 nucleotides long. RefSeq lists its product as uncharacterized. The record is from RefSeq and is a predicted model, not a curated record. The coding region runs from base 40 to 267 and encodes 75 amino acids. Lineage: Eukaryota; Metazoa; Arthropoda; Insecta; Lepidoptera; Nymphalidae. The transcript has 3 exons.